Molecule: messenger RNA, 1764 nt
Organism: Euleptes europaea (tarantolino)
Lineage: Eukaryota; Metazoa; Chordata; Lepidosauria; Squamata; Sphaerodactylidae
Gene: HEXB
Product: hexosaminidase subunit beta
Exons: 14
Coding region: 1-1629 (542 amino acids)
Biological process (GO): carbohydrate metabolic process; glycosaminoglycan metabolic process; ganglioside catabolic process
Cellular component (GO): membrane
Molecular function (GO): beta-N-acetylhexosaminidase activity
Source: RefSeq, a predicted model, not a curated record
AUGGAGCUGCCGGGGGUCUCGGUGCGGCUGCUGUGGCUCUCGGCGGCGCUGGCCGCCGCCGUCACCGCCGCCUCCUCCUCGCGCCAGCCGCGGAGCGCGUCCCCCUUCGGCCCGGUGUGGCCCUUGCCCCGCUCGAUGCGCCUCUCCCCGGACCGGCUGCAGCUCGCCCCGCAGCGCUUCCAGAUCGCCCUCGGCCCGGGCUCCUCGGCGGGGCCCCAGUGCUCCUUGCUGCAGGAUGCCUUUCGCAGGUAUUAUGAAUACCUGUUUGGGUAUUCCAAAUGGCAGAAACAUGAUGAAAAAUCUUUGGUCGGUACUGAAUUAGCUGCACUUCAGGUUAUUAUUACUUCAGAGGAAUCUGACUGUGACAAAUAUCCGGACAUCUCAUCAGACGAGGCUUAUGAGCUUCACAUCAGCGGGCCUGUGGCUGUACUGAAGGCAGGCAAGGUUUGGGGAGCAUUAAGAGGUUUGGAAACGUUCAGCCAGUUAGUAUAUGAAGAUGACUAUGGAAGUUUCUUUGUCAAUGCAUCUGACAUUACUGACUUCCCAAGAUUUGCUCAUCGAGGAAUCUUAAUUGAUACAUCAAGGCAUUUUCUACCCUUGAAAAGUAUCCUGACCAAUUUGGAUGCCAUGGCUUUUAACAAAUUCAAUGUGUUGCACUGGCAUAUUGUAGACGACCAGUCCUUUCCUUACCAGAGUGUCACUUUUCCUGAAUUGAGUGCUCAGGGGUCCUAUUCUUACAAUCACAUUUACACUCCUACUGAUGUCCGUCUGGUGAUAGAGUAUGCUCGAUUACGUGGCAUUAGAGUCCUCCCAGAAUUUGAUACUCCAGGGCACUCACAGUCUUGGGGGAAAGGACAGAAAGAUAUCCUCACACAAUGCUACGAUGGAGGCCAUCCGAGUGGCUCUUAUGGACCUGUAAACCCCAUUUCGAAUACAACUUACGAUUUCAUGGCUAAAUUUUUCAAGGAAAUUGGCACAGUGUUUCCUGACGAGUACAUCCACUUAGGAGGAGACGAGGUGGACUUCACUUGUUGGAAGUCCAACCCUGAUGUGAGUGAAUUUGUGAGGAAGCAAGGGUUUUGGUAUAGCUAUGCGAAACUGGAAUCCUAUUACAUUGAUAAAAUGUUGGACAUUGUAUCCUCCAUUAACAAGAAAUCCAUAGUCUGGCAGGAAGUAUUUGAUCAUGGAGCAGAGCUACCGCCAGAUUCAGUUGUUGAAGUCUGGAUGGCAAACUUCUAUGAAGAGGAAUUAAAAAAAGUAACAAAAGAAGGGCUCCCUGCAAUCCUGGCAGCACCUUGGUACCUAGACUACAUUAGCUAUGGCGAAGACUGGAUGAAAUACUACAAAGUCGAACCACUCAACUUCUUUGGGUGUGAGUCACAGAAAAAACUGGUGCUUGGAGGAGAAGCCUGUCUCUGGGGAGAAUUUGUAGAUGCAACUAAUCUCAUUCCAAGACUCUGGCCUCGUGCAAGUGCUGUUGGUGAGAGACUCUGGAGUAGCAAGAAUGUGACUGAUGCUGACGAUGCUUACAGCAGACUAGUUGAACAUCGUUGUCGCAUGCUUAGGCGUGGGAUAGCAGCUCAGCCUUUGUAUGUUGGAUUCUGUCGCCAUGAAGUGAGAAAUCCCUAACAACCUAUAGGAUGUGAGAUUACUAGCAGUGCCUUUUGGAUCAGGAAACUUGCACAUCCUGUCAAACAUUUGUACUGGAGCCAACUUCAAAAUGCUGGAAUUUUACAUAGAAUUAAAUUUUGCACAUGUUUGACA